AUGAGUGUGCUGGAGGUGAAGUUCGUCGGGGAUGGGGAUGUUCUGGAGCACAUCGUGGACAAGCAGGAAGGUGUUCAGAGCAGCUCUGGUUCUGUCCAGAGGAUGGUGAAGUUCAAGAGCCCGGCUGGACCGCGGGGCUGCAGACAAGAAGCUGAGCUCCAUCAUGAUGAAAGUGGAGCCCAGGAUGAGCAGAAUUAUGUCCAGGCUUUGGGGACAGAAAACACUGAAGAAAACGAUGAUAAUCUGUCGAGAGUAGCUGGUUCCUCCAUUUUCACCUUCCAGAAAGUGAAACGAGGCAACAAGAUGGCCCAAACUGCGAGCGAGCUGGCCCGGACUCCUGGGAAAAGUGUGAGCUUUGGCACGACGGCAGAUAUCGAACCUGAAACCCCGACUCGAGCAGGCCACAACCACAGAGGUGAAAACCGGACGCCACAGAGGAGCAAGAGAGUUCAGUUUGUCUCCACAACGCCGCACAGACUCAGGAAGAGACUAACAGCGGCGAGUCUUGGCUCAGACAGCGACAGUGAGCUCUCGCCUUCGGACUCUGGAGAGGAGGAGGAAGACGAGCACCAGUUUGAAGAGGAGCAGAAAGGAAAGAACGAGGAUAAGAAGAACUUUAGAAACUCCCAAACUCCCAGUAAAAAGUUAUUGGCAGCUCUCUACAAGACUCCUGCCAAGAGGACCAGGACCACAGCAACACCCCUCAGCCAGCCCACCAUGACCGAGGAGUACUUUGAGGCUCACGGCAGCUCCAAAGUCCUGACGUCGGACCGGACCCUGGAGCGUUUGCACACCCCUAAACUCAACAGGGAGAGUUUAAAUCACCUUUUAGAAGAUAAACCUUCAUGUUACUUAGAAGAGCUCCAGCAGCUGCAGGACAAACACAGAAAGCACUUUAAUAAAUGGAUGUUGCACUUACGGUUGGGGUUCAGCGUUCUGGUCUACGGGUUGGGCAGCAAGAAGGCUUUGCUUGAGCACUUCAGGGAGUCUCAUUUGUCACAAGAGGUUCAUCUCGUGGUCAACGGAUUCUUCCCCUCCAUCACUCUUAAAUCAAUCUUAAAUGCUCUGACGUGCGAGGUUCUGGAGCUGGAGGGAAGUUCUCGAACCCCUGCAGAUCAGGUCCAGCUCGUCUCUCAGACACUCGGAGAACGUCCAGAUCUCCACGUGUAUGUGCUAAUACAUAACAUUGAUGGACCAAUGCUGCGAGGAGAGAAGACCCAGAGUGCACUGGGGCAACUGGCAUCCCUGCCAAACCUGCACCUGGUAGCUUCUAUAGACCACAUCAAUGCUCCGUUAGUGUGGGACCAGUUCAAACAGAGUCAGUUUAACUGGUUGUGGUGGGAGUGUGUGACGUUCCAGCACUACGCAGAGGAGACAUCGUAUGAAAACUCACUGCUGGUGCAGCAGACCGGCGCUCUCGCUCUGUCCUCCCUCACCCACGUGCUCCGCAGCCUGACGCCUAAUGCAAGAGGAAUCUUUAAACUGCUGGUGAAGUUUCAGCUAGAAAACAAAGACAACCCUUCAUACACAGGAUUAUCGUUCCAGGACUUCUACCAGCGAUGUCGAGAGGCGUUUCUGGUGAACUCAGACCUUACUCUGAGGACUCAGCUGACAGAGUUCAGGGAUCACAAACUGAUCCGAACACGCAAAGGUGCAGAUGGAGUGGAGUACCUGCUCGUUGCUGUGGAUACGAGCACGCUGAUGGACUUCCUGGAGAACGAGGAGGAUGAAUGA
Molecule: messenger RNA, 1734 nt
Organism: Nematolebias whitei (Rio pearlfish)
Lineage: Eukaryota; Metazoa; Chordata; Actinopteri; Cyprinodontiformes; Rivulidae
Gene: orc2
Product: origin recognition complex, subunit 2
Exons: 15
Coding region: 1-1734 (577 amino acids)
Biological process (GO): DNA replication
Cellular component (GO): nuclear origin of replication recognition complex; nucleus
Molecular function (GO): DNA replication origin binding
Source: RefSeq, a predicted model, not a curated record